Messenger RNA from Pogona vitticeps (central bearded dragon), 2428 nucleotides. The record is from RefSeq and is a predicted model, not a curated record. NCBI's taxonomy places the organism in Eukaryota, Metazoa, Chordata, Lepidosauria, Squamata, Agamidae.
GGGGAAACCCUGGUGACGCUCGGCCUCGCUGAGCCUCCCAGCCUUUGGAUCGAGGCCUUUUCUCCCAGGUGCAUCCCGUGCAGGUGAUUGCCAGGUGCCGGCCAGGAAGGCAGAACUCCCAGAAGGGAGCACCGAGGCUUUUGUAGCCCAGAAGAUCUGGAAACCCCACACCCAGCUUUCUGUCCUCUUGUCUCUGGGCACGGGCACCAGCUGCUCAUCGGAGGGAUGCUUCCAGGCAGACUCUGGAUGAUGCUGGUGGCCACAGUGUUCCUGGGUUUCAGAGGAUAACUGUGGAAGCCGCCUGGAUCGGGCCCUCCCGACAUGCUGGGCUAGCCCUCCCCUCUCAGAGUCUGUUGCCACUGACUUCCGGCUCUCCCAUCUUAGAGGGCUUCAGUCCCGCUUCGGAUAGAGCAUAGUUCUCCAUUGGAAGAGUUGGACCAAGGAAGCUUUCCUUGGGAAGAGGGCCUCUCUUUGGAGGAUGAUGGAAAGACCCCGGUUGACCUGCUUCCAACUAUUUUUCUGCGCAAGUCAAUUCCACCUCCUUGAGCUCCCCCACAAGCCGGGGCCCUAUGAACGCCCCUCCCCUCCACCCGCCGAUGGGCCACGGGGGCCUCGGGGGCUCCAUGGGCUCCCCCGGCCAGCUCCACUCGCCCAUCAGCACCCUCAGCUCGCCAAUCAACGGGAUGGGCCCCCCUUUCUCCGUGAUCAGCUCCCCGAUGGGGACCCACCCCAUGUCCGGCCCCUCCGCGCCGGGCCUCGGGUUCGGAGCCGGCAGCCCGCAGCUGAAUUCUCCCAUGAAUCCCGUCAGCAGCACCGAAGAUAUUAAGCCUCCCUUGGGGAUCAACGGUGUCCUGAAAGUGCCGGUGCACCCGUCCUCGGCCAUGGCCUCCUUCACCAAGCACAUCUGUGCCAUCUGCGGGGAUCGGUCCUCAGGUAAACACUAUGGGGUCUACAGCUGCGAGGGCUGCAAGGGCUUCUUCAAGCGGACGGUGCGGAAAGACCUCACCUACACCUGCCGCGACAACAAGGACUGCUUAAUCGACAAGCGCCAGAGGAACCGAUGCCAGUAUUGCCGCUACCAGAAGUGUCUCGCGAUGGGCAUGAAGCGGGAAGGGAUGGAGCACCAUCCCUCCCGGCCCACCAGACUUCCUGGAAGGCAGGAGGAACCAGCUGUGCAGGAGGAACGGCAGCGAGGGAAGGAUCGCAACGAGAACGAGGUCGAGUCCACCAGCAACGCGAACGAGGACAUGCCGGUCGAGAAGAUCCUAGAAGCUGAACUGGCCGUGGAGCCAAAGACGGAGACGUACAUCGAAGCGAACAUGGGCCUCGCCCCGAACUCGCCCAACGACCCCGUCACCAACAUCUGCCAGGCGGCCGACAAGCAGCUCUUCACGUUGGUGGAGUGGGCCAAGAGGGUCCCCCACUUCUCCGAACUGCCCCUGGACGACCAGGUCAUCUUGCUCCGGGCCGGCUGGAACGAAUUGCUAAUUGCAUCCUUCUCCCACCGGUCGAUAGCUGUGAAAGACGGGAUCCUGCUCGCCACGGGGCUCCACGUCCAUCGGAACAGCGCCCACAGUGCGGGGGUCGGCGCCAUCUUUGACAGAGUAUUGACGGAGCUCGUGUCGAAAAUGAGGGACAUGCAGAUGGACAAGACGGAGCUCGGCUGCCUACGAGCCAUCGUCCUCUUCAACCCCGACUCGAAGGGGCUUUCCAAUCCGGCCGAGGUGGAGGCCCUGCGCGAGAAGGUCUACGCGUCGCUCGAGGCCUACUGCAAACACAAAUACCCCGACCAGCCGGGCAGGUUCGCGAAGCUCCUGCUCCGCCUGCCGGCCCUCCGAUCCAUCGGCCUGAAAUGCCUGGAGCACCUCUUCUUUUUCAAGCUCAUCGGGGACACGCCGAUCGACACGUUCUUGAUGGAGAUGCUGGAAGCGCCUCACCAAAUGACUUAAAAGGCAAGGAUCCGCCCCUUUUCUUCUUCUGUCCAAGCAGGCCGCCGCCGCCGCCUCCACCGUGACACCUCGGUCCCUCCGCUGCCACCACCACCGCCUUCCUCUUCCUCCUCAUCCAGGGCGCAAGAGACGCUGCCUGCUGCUCUCUCUGUGAUGCUGUCGGGUGAUGCUGUUGACUUGGCCGGUUUGCCGCUUUCGCCACCUCUGCGCAUUCGAGGAUAGGAUGAUUGACUUUUGCUCUCCCUUUCACGGACGGAGAGACAAUGUGGCUUUUCAGUGUGCAAAGGGCGCCUUCCUUCCCUGGCGCUCCAACUGCCCCCCCACCCCCAAAUCCUGGGCAGAAGUGGGUUUCUAAACAGCCUGCAGGGCGGGUCCUGCUCAUCUCCUGUAUGUUUGUGGCUUCGGUUGUUCCCCUGCUCCAACACACACACAUACACGCAGGCACGCACACACAACCACCCCCACGCUCUCUCACACAC